UAUAUCAAAAAAAAUAUAUAUAUAAAUAGGUUAUGGGUUAAGACAAAUGUAAAAUAUUUAUGUUUAAUUUACAGGUUGUGAAUCUAAAUGUCUCAACUUGUCAUUUACUUAUAAGCUGGAAUUAAUAGUUAUUUAUAUUUUUCUAACCUAAUAUGAACGUGAAUAAUAUCCUAAGGAAUUUUAUCAGUUCUCGAACAGUAAAUAUUAUUCGACAAAGAUGGAAAAGUUCAGACAACAAAUUGACUACUUACGAUCCCUUUCUAGCAAAACCGCAAAAGACCAAAGAAACUUAUCUAGAAGUGAUUAAAAUGUUCGAAGAACGAGAUACAAGAAGACGGGGUCAUGUCGAAUUUAUUUAUGCAGCUUUAAGUCGAAUGAAAGAAUUUGGAGUACAAAAGGACUUAGAAGUUUAUAAAGCUCUGGUGGAUGUUUUACCUAAAGGGAAAAUGGUACCUACUAACAUUUUCCAAGCAGAGUUUAUGCAUUAUCCCAAACAACAACAAUGUGCUGUGGAUUUAUUGGAGCAAAUGGAGGAUAAUAAAGUGAUGCCGGAUUCGGAAAUGGAGCAAAUGUUAUUAAACAUUUUUGGAAGGCGAGGGAUACCACUCAGAAAAUACUGGAGAAUGAUGUACUGGAUGCCUAAAUUCAAAAAUCUCAGUCCUUGGUACUUGCCGGAUAAGUUGCCCGUUGAUACAAUGGAAUUAGCAGUACUUGCAUUACAAAGAAUAACAUCAGUCGACCCAGAUACAAAAAUUGAUAUUUGGCAGACAGAAGAAAUUGAAGCUUCUUUAGACAAGACAUGGAUUGUGAAUGGUCAAAGUCGAGUGCAGCAAGUGCUGUUAGCUGAACAACCGACCGAUGAACCACUCAUUAUAAAAGGACCUUUUAAUGUGUACUUACAAGAUCAAGUGGUUACAUACUUUGUACUUCUUGGAAAAAUAAGGCCAGAGUAUAAUGAUGAUACUGAUUUAGAUGACGUUUCAAAUAUCGAGAGACCAAGAAUACCAGGAGUUAUUGGUAGAGUAACAUUACCUCAAGUCAAAAGCACAAUACAUGAACAAGACGAUGGAACUAUAGUUGCUGUUUGUGCCACAGGAACAUCAUCACGAGAUUCCUUGUUGUCAUGGAUUAGGUUACUUGAAAAACAUAACAAUCCGCUCUUAGCAAAUAUACCUGUGAUAUUUACUCUAAUAGCACCACCUUCAGAUGUCUCAUUAUUUGACGCUGCACAAAAUGAAGAUGUUAAUGAAAAUACUAGUUCACCUAAUUAAAUGGCAACUUUGUUUAGUUUAGACAAUCUGUAUUAUAUUUAAUAAUAUAAAAUGAUUAUGUUGUUAA
Messenger RNA from Nymphalis io (European peacock), 1338 nucleotides. RefSeq names its product evolutionarily conserved signaling intermediate in Toll pathway, mitochondrial (gene ECSIT). Gene Ontology annotation, molecular function: protein binding. Bases 153 to 1271 code for a protein of 372 amino acids. The record is from RefSeq and is a predicted model, not a curated record. The transcript has 5 exons. NCBI's taxonomy places the organism in Eukaryota, Metazoa, Arthropoda, Insecta, Lepidoptera, Nymphalidae. Gene Ontology annotation, cellular component: mitochondrion.